AUGAUCAGCGCCAAGAGGAUUGCUCAUCUGGCCAAGAAGUGGCAGAGGAUGGCUGCACAAGGGAGGAAGCGCCUCACCUUGGGGGCGGCAGCAAAGGAAGCCGACGAGUGCUGCAGCUCCGUGGCGAGCAAGGGCCACUGCACGGUGUACACGGCCGACGGGGCGCGGUUCAAGGUGCCGCUGGCGUGCCUUAGCACCACGGUCUUCGGGGAGCUUCUGCAAAUGUCACAGGAAGAGUUCGGCUUCACAGGCAGCGACGGCAGGAUCACGCUCCCCUGCGACGCGGCGGUCAUGGAGUACGCCAUGUGUUUGCUCAGGAGAGGCGCCUCUGCCGAGCUAGAGCAGGCUUUCCUUACCACCAUGGCGAUGUCGUGCCACUAUGUCAGCCGUGUGGCGCCGUGUGUAGAAGCCAGCCAGCAGAUUGCUGUUUAG
Molecule: messenger RNA, 432 nt
Organism: Miscanthus lutarioriparius
Lineage: Eukaryota; Viridiplantae; Streptophyta; Magnoliopsida; Poales; Poaceae
Source: the annotation of a GenBank genome assembly